This is a messenger RNA of Danio aesculapii, 1431 nucleotides long. Its product is annotated as psychosine receptor-like. Gene Ontology annotation, molecular function: G protein-coupled receptor activity. The transcript is spliced from 2 exons. Bases 97 to 1116 code for a protein of 339 amino acids. Gene Ontology annotation, biological process: G protein-coupled receptor signaling pathway. The record is from RefSeq and is a predicted model, not a curated record. NCBI's taxonomy places the organism in Eukaryota, Metazoa, Chordata, Actinopteri, Cypriniformes, Danionidae. Gene Ontology annotation, cellular component: membrane.
GUGCAGUUCCUUCAUUUACCUCCGUAAAUCUCCUGUUAUAUUUCAACAUUUGGUUAAAAACAGACUUCUGAAUCGACACACUUAUGCUCCCUUGAGAUGAAUGUAACAGAUGCAUUGACAAUCUCCUCCAGCCAGAGCGAUGACCCUAACGACUGCUACCCGUCUGCGCAUCCGGAGAGGAAGAUAUUCGUAGCCUUGCACUUGGCUGUAAUCCUGAUCGGCAUCCCGUCCAACAUCUUCUUUCUGUUUGUGUCGUACCGGCUCAUCCGACAAAAGAACGAGCUGGGCGUUUAUCUGUUCAACCUAGCCCUUUCUGACCUCCUGUUUAUCAUGUGUUUACCCAUUUGGAUAGAGUUUUCUCUCAACGACCAAUGGCUUCACAGUGAAGCCGCAUGCACAGUGUGUGUUUUCUUGCUCUUUACGAAUUUCUACACGAGCAUCAUACUUCUGAGCUGCAUCGCAGUGGAUCGCUACCUAGCCAUCGUUCACCCGCUCAAGUUUUCUUCAUUUAGAAAGCGCCGGAUUGCGGUCAGGAUGAGCGUCACUGCUUGGAUUUUUACUCUUGUAUUCAAUGCGAUCACUGUGGACCCGAACAGCGUUUACGAUGAGGAAUAUUUAGUCUGCUUGGAUGUAUUUCCUUUGUCACAUAAACAAAAAUGGGUCAACGUGACUCGUUUUGUAGUCGGUUUCCUCGUUCCUGCAUUGGUGGUGGGUUUCUGCUAUUGGAGGAUUUGCUCGGAUAUCAAGAACAACCAAACUCUCAGGUCGAUGGAGCUUCAGCAUGUGUUUAAGCUUUUAAUAUGUGUUAUAUUGACUCUGUACUUGUGUUUCGGGCCUGUGCACAUCAUGAUGGUUUUGAAGGUUUUGCUGGAUAGCUGUCCACAUCCCAGUUGGCUCUUCUUUGCAUAUAAGAUCAGUGUUUUUUUGGCGACGCUCAACUGCCUGGCCGAUCCACUCUUGUACGGCUUCACAAGCAGAACAGGUAAAGACAGUGCCUCCAGUAUGUUAUUAAUCAUCAGAAGAGCUUGCAGGAAAGAAACACAGAAUGAAACUGUACAGCACAAUCAACAAAUCAAUGGAACUGCUAUGCUUUCCAAUGACAAAAGUCCCAUUUAAACAUGAAUUUCCAAUGUGAAUGAAUCAAGCUGAUAUGCAUAUAUGCUAAAGUGCCUCACAGGACUGAAACUAAACAAUGAAUGAAAUUAAGGGAAGCUGUAUGUUAGAUUUUUUACAUGCAGUAGCUCAUGCUUACUGAAAAACUGCAUGUGAGGUUCCACUUUUACACCCACUUCUUCCUUAUUAUUUUGCACAAUCUUUUCUGAUCACAUGAUGUGUAACAGUAACUCUAUUUUUAGCAUGAUAUGUUAUGCAUCGUAUACUUUGAUAGCAAUAUGGUCAUAUAUUAUUUCCUAUAUUAACGUUUUUAUUAUU